GGUCGUGGUCGCCCGUUCCUGCUUUCCCUUCCUUCCUCCCCGUGGUCUCGGUGCGGUCUCCGCGUCCCGGGUGGGGUGGAGGGGAGAACGGCGGUAGCCAGGCGGCGAGGGAGGAGCUCGCUCCGGGCACCGGGGUUCACGCCGGGGCCCCCCGCUUCGUCCCCUGGGCCUCACCGGCCUCCGCGGUGGGGUGGGUAGGCCGCUGCCCCCCCCCCGGUUGGGGUCCUGCCCGGUGUGUUCCCCUCACUCAGGGCCUGGUCCUUCCCCCCCCCCAGUUCCCCUCAGGGCCGGGGUCGUCGUGUCCCCCCGUGUCCCCCCUCCCCGGGGUCAGUGGCCCUGGGGUCCUGCUGAAGUCCCAUGUGUGUCCCCCCGCCCCACAAGGAGGUGAAGAAGGUGAGGGACACCCAGGUACCAUUGCCCGGCGCUGCUCUCCGUGGGCUCUUUUCAGCGGCUCGUUUCAGGCAUCUGCUGUGGGAGCUGCUGCAGAAAAGAAACCCAAAACACAGCUGUCCUUGGAGUUGAGAGAUCUGUUUCCUCAUGCGAGCCUGACUGCCAUGCGUGGACAUUGAUGCUUUUGAGUACAGCUGUUUAAAAUGGCAGAGAGAGGUGGAAAUGAAGAAGUAAUUAACUUGAACAGCUUCCGUAGUCACAGAGGGAAAGACUGGAUAAACCGCAGGGACGAAGGUCUUAUCAUGAUAUCAGAUUCCUCAGACGAAGAAUUACCUUUGUUGCUGGAAAUGCCAGCAGAGCAGCAGCGUGAGGAAGAUGACGAUGAUGUAGUCAUCUUGGCAGAGACCCCAAAGCAUCAGCAGCUUCUGCGUCCCAAUGUCAUCAGACCUGCUGCUCAAUGGCAGGGUGCAAACACUGUGGGAGAAGGAGGAUCUAAAAGUGCUGUCGAGCCCUUGAGGAGCACAUAUCUGCAAGAUGAGAUCUCAACUCCGCUGUGCCAGGGAGACCAGAAUAAUCACAUGGUGGAAAGCAGUGCUGGACCGAGCAGGGAUGAGAAUAUGAACUUUGCCUUGCAGCAGCCCGGACCAUCUGAGCUUAAUGGCCCCAGGUUUGAACUUAGAAGUAACGAGGAGCCUGGCCCAAGUUUGCUUCCAGCAAUAAAGACGAGUCCACAGCCUGCUGUUAACAGAGAAAUCAUUAGUCUGGAGAAUGCGGACCUUCCACCACAACAGGAAGAAAAGGUAGAAGCCCAGGGAUGGCAAGGACAGGACUUGGAGCCAGAGCAAAACCUCGGAGGAACAGCUGUUGCACCUACCGCAGACCAGGAGAUCCACAAAAACAGCCAGCUGGAUCACCCAUACUUCCAGACGUUGGAAGAUGAGCCACAUGCUGUGGUAAAUGGUUGUGCUCCUCAGCAAGGGCAGCCUGAAGCAGACCCAGGAUCUUUGAGGGCAUAUGGAGAGGAGGCUCCUGGGCCAGCCUUCCCCCGACCUGAACCACAGCAGGAUGGGAUUCCAGGUCCUGCUUCACCCCAGCCAGCGCAUCCACCAGAAGAAACGGGUCAGCUGGCAGCUAUAGACAAUGAACAGCCAGGUCCAGCAUUCCCUGCACAGGGCUCUCACGAAGUUGGCUCUGGUAAUGUGCCAGAACAAGGAGCUGCUGGGCAGGACCAAGACCCCACUGCACUGCUCAUCAGAGAGACAGAAGCAAGAUUCCCAGAUGUGAAGAAGGAAUAUAUUGAAGAGCUAAUCAGUAUCAAGAACUGCUAUGACUUAAAUGUACUUUGUAACUUUCUUCUGGAAAAUCCAGAUUACCCAAAGAAGGAAGGCAGAGUGGUUUUAAAUCCCAGCAGCAGCCUGCUCGCCAGCCAAGAUGAGACAAAGGUGCCUAAAGUGGACUACUUCGACUUUUCCAAACUUGCCCCACUUGAUCAGCGGUGCUUUAUUCAGGCAGCUGACCUCCUUAUGGCAGACUUCAAAAUGCUGAGCAGCCAAGACAUUAAGUGGGCACUACAUGAACUCAAGGGACACUAUGCAAUCACGCGAAAGGCCUUUUCAGAUGCUAUCAAAAAAUGGCAGGAGCUGUCUCCCGAAACCAGCGGGAAACGAAAAAGGAGGAAAGAAAUGAAUCAGUAUUCAUAUAUAGACUUCAAAUUUGAGCAAGGGGAUGUGAAAAUUGAGAAGCGCAUGUUCUUCCUGGAGAAUAAGAGACGGCACUGGAGGUCCUACGACAAGCUCUCUCUUCUCCCACCGGUGCUACUGGAGCAGGAAUUCUAUGAGCAGAAAGUUAAAGAGAUGGCAGAGCAUGCAGACUUUCUCCUUGCUCUGCAGAUGAAUGAGGAGCAGUAUCAGAAGGAUGGUCAGAUGAUAGAAUGCCGCUGCUGUUAUGGGGAGUUUGCGUUUGAAGAGCUAACUCAGUGUGCCGAUGGUCACUUGUUCUGCAAGGAGUGCCUAAUUAAAUAUGCUCAGGAGGCAGUCUUUGGUUCUGGGAAGUCAGAGCUCAGCUGCAUGGAAGGCAGUUGCACGUGUUCAUUCCCCACCAGCGAGCUGGAGAAAGUGCUUCCAGAGAACAUCCUCUGUAAAUACUAUGAGCGGAAAGCUGAGGAGGAGGUGGCUGCUGCCUGUGCAGAUGAGCUUGUCAGGUGUCCAUUCUGUAACUUCCCAGCUCUACUGGACAGCGAUGUGAAGCGGUUCAGCUGCCCUAAUCCCCGCUGCAGAAAGGAAACGUGUCGGAAAUGCCAGGGGCUGUGGAAGGAGCACAUGAACCUCACCUGCGAGCAGCUGGCUGAGAAGGAUGACAUCAGAUACAGGACGUCCAUAGAAGAGAAAAUGACAGCCGCCCGAAUUAGAAAAUGCCACAAGUGUGGGACUGGCCUAAUUAAAUCGGAGGGUUGCAACCGCAUGUCCUGCCGUUGCGGUGCUCAGAUGUGCUACCUCUGCCGGGCUGCCAUUAACGGGUACGACCACUUCUGCCAACACCCCCGGUCGCCCGGGGCUCCCUGCCAGGACUGUGCAAAGUGCUCUCUCUGGACAGAUCCCACAGAAGAUGAUGAGAAGAUAAUCCAGGAGAUUCAGAAAGAGGCUGAAGAGGAGCAAAGGAAGAAGAACGGAGAGAACAGCUUCAAGCGGAUUGGCCCUCCUGCGGAAAAGCCCAUGGAGAAAAUCCAGAGAAUUGAAGUCAUCCCCAGACCUGUUCCUCAGAACCUCCAUCAACCCCGGAUGCCCCCUUAUCCCUUUGUGCACCCUCCCUUCCCGCUCCCUCCUGUCCGUCCCAUGUACAAUAACAUCCCCCUCAACAUCGGCCCUAUCCCUGCCCCCUACGUCCCCCCGUUACCUAACAUGAGGGUGAACUAUGAUUUUCCCCAGAUCAAUGUUCAGCUGGAGCACAACUUGCCUAUGCACUUUGGCCCUCAGCCUCGACACCGGUUCUGACCUGGUUCCUACAGCACUUGGCAGAGAGUCACUGCAGGGCAGAGCUACCCCAGUAACGUCACCCCCCCGUCCUGCUCCAGCCCCUCUCGGUUUAGCCAGCUGCGAGGGGACCUGCUGUGACUCGCGCGUAACCUGCGCUGCACUCCUCUCUAGAGCUUCUCUGAACCUUUGCGAUCAAACAUUUCAACCCAACAGGGCUUGGUGCUGCAUUUCCAAGGGGUCUCUCCCUAUGUUGGGCAUCCAGGUAUUUUGAUUUGACAAAGCCUGUUCAGGCAGCUAUUGGGAGGGAAAGUGAGGCUUUGUGGAGUGCAGGGAUGCAGCCGUUCCUUGGGGACUUUCCAAAAGUCCUACCUUCCUGCCGGCCAGAGCAGCUGCCGCAGAGUCAAAUGAGUCUUGGGGCAAGGGAAGAGAGACUUGGCCUCUGAGUAAGACCUUCAGGAGCAAGAUAACCGGAGUCGGCCGCCCUAGCCUUCUGCCUGCGGAGAGGCAUGAGGCUGGGCUUCCCAUGUUCCCCAGCAUCCCUGUAACCUGCUAGCACCUCCCAGCAGAAAUAAAUUGUUCAAAAUCAAAUCAAUCUAGUGUUUUUAGCAUUUCUCGCUCUCCAAGUGGAGUGAGGGGAUGUAGCAGCCACCUCGUUGCUGAGAUCUUGCUAGGAAGCCCGGAGCUGCGUUCUGUCUCAGGGCUUUAGCAAGUAGCAGAAGAUUCGGGCACCCUGAUCUUUGGCUGAACUGAACUUGCCCCCUUUGAAGGGCUCAGGUUUUUUUCCCCCAGAGGUGGGUGCCUCUUAGCUUCCAAAAUGUGGCCUUUGCUUUGCCGUUCUCAUCUCAAUCUCCCCCUGCUUUUGGCAGCAGUCCCCAAACAGCUGGUAGAAGCACCCAGAGCCUAAGCUGCACCCUUCGUUGCAGAAACUACUUGGGCAAAUACCCAGUUAGAUGUGUAGACAGUGGUGUGUGAUGUGUGCUGUGGCAGAAAAAUUAGGAACUACCCCUGUAGUCGUGCGUGCAGGCGGCGGUGAGCCGGGAGCCCCCUUAGCUGAACCCCCUGCAACCGAAUGGGCAGCCAUAGCCUUGUGCUGCAGGAAGCUGGCAGCUUCUGUGGCGCUUAAUAACUUCUGAAGAUGUGUGUUUCAGUUUAAUUGGCUUUGGAAAAGCGUGUUAAAAGGCAAACGUUGAGUAUUGCUGGGCUUAGGAAGCGAGGGUUUAGGAAAAGCAAAACUUCCUUGUAAGAAGCGGAGGGUGUAGUCGCUGGGCUGCGGGAGGAGCGUUGGCACAAAGCCCUUUCCCCACAGCCCUUGGCUGUACUGUCUGGUACAGGCCCCCUCUAGAAAAGAAAAUGGUUGGAAUGGA
Molecule: messenger RNA, 4726 nt
Organism: Haliaeetus leucocephalus (bald eagle)
Lineage: Eukaryota; Metazoa; Chordata; Aves; Accipitriformes; Accipitridae
Gene: RNF216
Product: ring finger protein 216
Exons: 18
Coding region: 594-3380 (928 amino acids)
Molecular function (GO): zinc ion binding
Source: RefSeq, a predicted model, not a curated record